Kalmanozyma brasiliensis GHG001 is the source of this 1038-nucleotide messenger RNA. Its product is annotated as Anamorsin. Lineage: Eukaryota; Fungi; Basidiomycota; Ustilaginomycetes; Ustilaginales. The record is from RefSeq and is a predicted model, not a curated record. The transcript has a single exon. Gene Ontology annotation, molecular function: iron-sulfur cluster binding. Gene Ontology annotation, biological process: iron-sulfur cluster assembly. Bases 1 to 1038 code for a protein of 345 amino acids. Gene Ontology annotation, cellular component: cytoplasm.
AUGUCUCCUCCUGUAGCCACAGACGCCACCUUCUCGCACAACUCCAAUGGCGUAGUCUCGUCCACCUCCGUAGAUCCCACGGGCACCGUGCUCGUCAUUGGUUCCAUGACUUCCGCCCAGAGCGGCGCAUACCAAAAGGCUGUCGAGGCAUACUCUGGCCGUCAAGUUGAGAUGCACAUGGUCGAUCGUCUCACUGAUGGUGCCACCUCUCUCACCCCCAGCACCUACCCGAUCGCUCAUCUCACGGUCCCCUACUCGGAUGCCGCCUCUCCCCUUCUCCUGUCCAGCGUUCAUUCGGCCCUCCAGCCCAACGCCAAGAUUAUCGUCGAGGCGGCAGAGCUCGCGGACGCCACCACCGCGCAGAAGGUCAAGGCGGAGUUGACCAUUGCUGGUUUCUCAAACAUCGAGUUCGACAACGCUGGCGUCAUGUCCGCGACCAAGCCGGCCACUGCUGCUUCGAGCUCCUUCUCCAUCGGCUCUUCCUCCAGCACUUCGUCAGCGCUUCCUCUGCGAAGGAAGCUCGGCGGUAGCGCUGCGUCCGCCAAGAAGUCGCUGUGGGCCACUCAGCCCGCCUCAUCCAAUGACCUGAUCGACCAGUCCUCCCUCCUUCGAGACGCCGACUUCGUCGCUACCACGGCGGUCAAGCGCCCCGACUGCGACGUGGGUCCUGGCCAAGGCAAGAAGAAGAAGGCGUGCAAGGGAUGCACCUGCGGUCUCCGCGAACUCCAGGAAGAGGAAGACCGCGCGGCCGCAUCCAACGUGGUGCAGCUCGACACGGAGGACAUGGACAUGCCUGGCGCCGACCCCGCGGCCAACGGAGGAAAGAGGACCGAGGUCACAGAGACCAUCAUUGGCAAGGACGGAAAGCCAAAGACGAUCAAGCGUAUUCAGGUGGACACCAAGGGCGCGACCAGCUCGUGCGGAAGCUGCUUCUUGGGCGAUGCGUUCAGGUGCAGCAGCUGCCCGUACUUGGGACUGCCCGCGUUCGAGCCGGGUCAGAAGGUCGAGAUUCCUGUUGGGAUGGAUGAUGACAUUUGA